AUGCUUAAGAUAGGAAUCUUUCACAAUUCUUGUUCCAUUCUAAGGCCGCACACAUCUUUCUUUCUUCCUUCCGCGGUCGGGUACUCCGAUUUAACCUCGCCGCCGCGACUCAUCCGAGAGCUGGCGAAGCCCGAGGCGUUGAUGAACUGGUUCGGCUGGAUUUCGAAAUAUGGAAUGGCAAUCGUGAUUCUCGCUUCAGCUGAGCCUCACCUUUCCAUUUACCCUGCUCUCCACACAAUGACAUCCUACUCUCCACGCGAUCGCCCAGCAGAGAAGGACCUGAAGGAGCUCACGGACGAGAGCAACGGCAGACUGCCAGACCGCAUCCAGGUUAUUUACGAUGCAUACCUUUUCCUACAGGAAGGGCUGAUGCCAAUCCCUCAACACAUGGCAAAGCUUGGUACUGUAUUCAGACACAAAGUGCUGCCGAAACCAUACACAGAUGCCAUCGCUCGUAUUGCGGUGAAGAAUCGAGUAGCACUCGGGGACUACGCCAUCCGCCUUAUGUUACAGCCAUACUCCGCAGCCGACAAGAAGAAGAUUAAGGAGGCAGGCGUCGACAUAGACCAAUUGCCAACACAGGCGACCUCCCGAAGACGAUGAGCGCG
Messenger RNA from Amorphotheca resinae ATCC 22711, 608 nucleotides. RefSeq lists its product as hypothetical. The record is from RefSeq and is a predicted model, not a curated record. Bases 1 to 603 code for a protein of 200 amino acids. Lineage: Eukaryota; Fungi; Ascomycota; Leotiomycetes; Helotiales; Amorphothecaceae. The transcript has 2 exons.